Molecule: messenger RNA, 879 nt
Organism: Bemisia tabaci
Lineage: Eukaryota; Metazoa; Arthropoda; Insecta; Hemiptera; Aleyrodidae
Source: RefSeq, a predicted model, not a curated record
GGUCCGCACUCUGCGAUGUGCUAUCAUCAACGUCAGUAAACAAUCAAGAUAACCUAUAAGUUUUCGUGUCAACGGGGUUAGUUAACCGUGCAUGAAUUGUGAUGUUGAGAUUUUUAAAGUUUUAAUUAUUAUUUUGGUGCAAAAUGAAUGUCUCGGAACGAGCACUGAAAAUUAUGCGGCUGGCAAAUCCAAAUGUCGAGGGAGGUAAAUUCAGUCAAGCGAACAUCAUUUUGGAGUUCAAGGGUGAAAAUGAAAUAAAUAAAUCCAGAGUUGAAUCAAGACGCAAAAAGGCAGUUCCAAAUUUUGAUGAGUAUAUGAAAGAGAAUUAUGAACCAAUAAUUUCCUGUGAAACCAUGACAUCCCUGACGACUCCCGGAAAAAUUUUGCAGGAUGUUAACGAUUACAGCAUAUUUUCACAGAAAAACCAUCAAGCUAACAAACUGUGCAAUGUGCCUGUAGGUGAAAGUGAUAUGGAGAGGAUCCAAGGAAAUGAAAAAAAUCAUUUAUCUCCUUCAGAAGAGUCAUCAUUUUACAAAAACGUAGAGGUAUUACUGGUGGAACCUCAAGGAACUCCAGAACAAAAAUUGGCACAAUGUUUGAAAGAGAGCAGUCUCAGAAUUUCUCCCAAUGUCAGCAACCCUGCACAGGUAAUAAACUUACAUUAUUUCAUCAAAGAUUUAACUAAUCACUGUUUUGUCAAAUUUGAUUGAUAUUUUGAUGGUUGCAAGACAAAACUGUGCUGAAAGCAUCCUGGGACUCUAAUAAAUUAUGACAGUUCGUAGUAGCCUUCUCCUCUUAUUCUUACAAUUGCUGGAGUUUUCUGUAUAGAAUUGCUCAGAGAAAAAAACUUCAGUUACGUAGACUGAACUUGGGUUAUGU